Messenger RNA from Vitis vinifera (wine grape), 8179 nucleotides. RefSeq lists its product as uncharacterized. Gene Ontology annotation, biological process: regulation of DNA-templated transcription. The transcript has 12 exons. The coding region runs from base 5831 to 7708 and encodes 625 amino acids. The record is from RefSeq and is a predicted model, not a curated record. Gene Ontology annotation, cellular component: nucleus. Lineage: Eukaryota; Viridiplantae; Streptophyta; Magnoliopsida; Vitales; Vitaceae.
CGUUUCUUCAAUGGGUUACAUCUCGGUUAAGUGUUUUAUUAGCUUCAAAUUUUUCGUCAAUGGUGUAGCAAUUUCAAAUAUUGAAGUUAAGUCCUUUUUCUUCUAACGCACAUUGCACCAUAUAUUGUGAUCACUUUGCCAGUUAAUAUUCUUGUUUCUUUACCUCUUGAUCUAUUUUAUAAAAUGGUUGAUAAAUUAAGCAGUGGGAUAAUUGUAUUGUUGAUGGAAAAUAAUUUGCCCAGCCUUGGUUUGUGUCCUAUUCUAAUAUUUUUGUAUGUUAUGCAAUUAGUUUAGGGGGAAAAUUGGUUCAUCCAUCCAUUGUUUAUCAAAUAUUUCUGUAAAUUUGAGCAUCUCAAAAUUUCUCCAUUGUUUAUGUGAAAAUCUUUACAUCCAUUUCUCCCGGUCUAUUCACUUUUCUAAGAUUAAAUUCCUCCUCCAUUUCCCAGUCAAAAGGUACUCCAUUACUCAAUCUAUGAUCUAUCCCCUUUCAGAUCUGCAUUUGGGUAUAAUUUCAAGGCCCUGGGCAGGGGCUGGUUGUAUUCUUAUCUUUAAAAGUGUAAUCUUGGGUAGGACCGUAGGAAUAGCACUUGUUCGAAAACCAUGGGAUAAAAGUGUGGCUAGUUUACUAUAGAACUAGCAAGUUAUCAGUUUGAUGGAAUUAAAUCAAAAGGAAGGAUUUAUGUGAUAUCCUACAUCAGUUAAGAAAAAAAGUUUUUAAUGCUAUACAUGUAUGGACUCUUCUUAACUUUGUAGAUGCAUUUUAAAGCCGUGAAAGCCUCUUUAGGUUUAGAGUGAACAAUAUCUCCAUGGUUGGGAGUAGGUCCCUACAAAUAGUCUCAAAGUUGAUCCCUAACCCCAGUAUGGGGGUUUGUUUGACUUUGUGUGGGGUAUCUGUCUAUUUUGACUUACAAUCCCAUGGGGCACAAUGAGGACAUUGUAUCUACAUGGGCUAUGAUUGUGAUAUCUCACAUCAGAUAUAAGAAAAACUUUUUGAUGUUUUAUAUGUAUGAACUCUUUUUAACCUUGUAAAUGCGUUUUAAAGCCGUGAAAACCCCUUUGGACUUAGAACAGACAAUAUUCGUACAAUUGGGAGUGGAUUGUUACAAUCUAGUUAGUAUGAAUCAUUGAAUACAAAGUCACCAUGUCCUUUUAGUUUUCUACAAGGAAAGCAAUAUUUAUGUACAAAGGAGUGAUAUAGAUUUAGAGACCUCAUAUUAGCCCUCAUCAAAGCAUAGUGAAUUCCAUAUAUGUCUAUGGGCACUCAAACCUUUAAACAAGUGUACAACAAGCUAACAAGUCCUCAACUCCCCUAGCUACUAGCAAAACCAUAACAAAUGCACAAAAUCCUUAGAAAUAGUUUCGCCCCUUCCAAAGCUAAGACCCAAUAGCUAAUAGACUUUAAAUUUCACAUUUUCAAAACCAUAUAGAUUAUUACCUUGUUUAAAAGAAAAUUUCAAGAGCAGCUGCCUUCCAAGCUUCCAUAGUGUGGAACAAGACCUCCUUAUUCUCCACCGAUCAAAGUAUGCUCAAGACCACAGUAGAAACCAAGCACAAUCAGAUAGUAGAAAAGAUCAAACAACGGAAUUCAGAUGCCACCAUGCAAUAAAUCACGAUCCUACCACUCAUAGUUGUUAAAGGUGUGCCUCAGGCAUGCCUAGGCCUAAGGCACAACAACUUCUUAGUAAUAGCAUCUUGCUAGAGAGGCACACCUUAUCUAUUCUUUUUUUUUUUUCUUUUUUUUUUUUCAAAACACUUUUAUUUUUGAAAUUUAAAUUUUAAAUAAUUCCCUUUUUUAAAUAAUUCCUUCUUUUUUUUUUUUUGGGUGUGUGUGUAUGGGUUUUGUGGGGUGGUGGUUUGUUGGGGAGGGGGAUGGAUGCUUCUUUAAAUGCUUUCAUGUUCAAAAUUACAAUAUUUUAUAACUUUAGUCCCAUUUAACUCAGGCAUUCAGCUUUGGUUGUGCCUCACACAGCCCCAAGAGACCUUUGCACCUUGAUGCACAUUGUGCCUUUAAGAACUAUGCUGCCUCUGCUAACAUGUUCCGGCCCCUCAUACUUCAUGCCAUCAUGUGCCAACAUGGCAAGGUUUGGGAUGGUAUGCUGUGAGACAUGCAUGUGACCUCACCAAAUUUGCCCACUUUUCCCCACAUUAACUUGCAUAUUUACUGAAUUUAUGACUUUUGAGUCAUUCGGACGAAUGUUUAGAGUGCAUUAUUGGCCAUUGGAAUCUACCGAUUAUCCCAUCAACAGAGGUGUUUAAUUUACUUUAAAAUUUAAACAUCUAUGUUACUUGUGCAGAAACAGAAGAGAAAUUUUUUUACCCUGUUGCUAUUUUCCCUUAAAGUGGCAUUCACCAACCCAAUUCUCCAUCGUCUUUUUCUUUCUUUUCCUUCUUUUUGGUAUCGUAUUUUCCAAGAAUCUUCUACAGUAAUCUACAAGUGAUACAAACUUCAAUGCUCUUGCUUAGUUAUAUGAGGACCAUCUAGGUUCUAGAUCAUGUUAAAGAGUGUCACAUGUAUAUAGAGGUUGCAACUCGGCAAGUUGGGUCAAGUAGAGCCAAACUGAGUAAUCACUGGAAUUGUGAGAUUAGAAUUAUCACAAGGUUGAGGUUUGCCAGCAUCUUUAAUAGCUAGAGUUCCACUACAUUAAACAACUUUACCACCUGCCAAUGUUUCUUUUUGUUGCUUUUUGUUAUAUAGAUAUUGAUAUAUAAUUAUAUAGUGAACAUAAAUAGGUCAAAUUCAAGUCAUUCAGGUUGCCCAACAUCCUCAAUGGUCACAAUAUCGAGGUCAGAUUGAGGUUGUUUAGCCCAAGCCUAAUCUGAAUUGGGCAAAAGGCUUGCCCAAGGUUCAGUUUGUGUAGGUUUCAAUCUGACUAAAUUGCAACUGUUCUUGCAUGUUGCACCCAACCCCCCUAGAACAAUCUCAUUUUAGGGAAAGUUGCAGUUGCAUCUUUCAGGGAACCUUUUGUUUGAUGGAGAUACUAGAUAGUGUAGGAAAAAUGUAGCUUACCAAUUUUUCCAUUAGGAAUCUAUUACAAAAGACUUUGAGAUGAUUUGUGUCUCCUAUUGCUAAAGAUGAGAAAGCCAUUUUGUUUGUCAUCAGAAAAUAUUAGAAAGCCAUUGCGCUGUUAAUAUUUGCCUUACCCUUAUGCUCCUUUGGGAGCCUUCUGUUUGACAAACUGGGUUCUCUAUGCCUUUUGAAUGAGCAAAACCUGUCAAAGCAAAGAUUUCAGAGCUUUUGUUGGAACUUUUUGUGGUAUGAUUCUAUUAUUGUCAUCAAAUACUAGAAUCACCCUACAAAACUAGGCUUAAAACAUGUCCCAUGGUUCUUGGAGAUACUUUCACUCUCAUCUUAUUCAUGAAAAUUUACAUCUUUGGACAAGGCUUUUUCUAGUUUCUCAGAUAUUAAGCUAAUAAGGAAUGAAUGAUGCCUUGACUCAAAAGAUUGCAGGUAUUUCAGAAAAAUUUAGAGUACACUUUUGUUCUCUUAGCUUGCUUUUGCUGUAUCUCAUGUUGUAAUUGGAAGCAUCUUUGCCCUCAUCUCCUGUAUGCAUCUUUUCUAGCUUGAAAAAUAAAUCAGUUCUUAUCUCACUUGGUUGGGCGAAAAAUUGCUGUUCUUACCAUAUUCAGCAGUUCAAAAACAGUUGUUAAGGAAUGGACUUGAGGAUUUUGGUUCCUUAUCCUCUCAACUGAACAGAUCAUGAGGAGAUGGGGCAAACAAUUGCUUUCUUCCUCUUGAAUUAUCAUCAAUGUUCGGGUUAGUAUGGACUUUGUGAUUUUUGUUGCUGAAAAUGUGCCCUCUGAAAACCAGUUUCUAUAUAGACCAAGUUUAUAUGCUUUGGACAUUUUUUCCCUGAUCUUCUAUCUCUAGGAAUACGAGGUUGGUUCAACCUUUAGAUUUCAAUUGUGUCAAUGGAUUCAUUCAACUCUGUUAGUCUACAGGUAUGCCUCUCUGACUCUGUGCUAUUUUUGGAUCAGCAUCAACAUGACCGACUCCCCAUUCAACAGAAUAGUUCUAGUCUUCUGAAUAACUGUUGUGAUGCUUUUAUAGUUGCAACUGUAUUAACCAGUAAUGGAUCUAUUUAUUGCUUGCUUUCUGAACAUCCAGUGUAGCAGUAGUGAUUCCCAUUGAUCACUUUGAAUUGAAUCCUCAUUUCUCAUUUUCUUUUAGCUGACAAGCCUCAUCUAUAAUGUAGUUUAAUGCAUGCAAAUGUGAAUACAGGGUGUGCAGGAAUACAUACAUUACUUUUAGAGGAGGUAUUGAAUCCAAGGCCAUAUUGUAGCCAAUGUACCUGAGAAGAAAAGCCCCAAAAGUAGUUGCUGCACUUGGUUUCAUGGAGAUGGUGGGAUUGCUGAAAUUUUCAGGAAAGUUUUGAAAACUGAUCCAUUCUUUCUUUGGCUUGAAUCUUUUCUUCCUAAUGUUGGGUGGAUAUUUCUCAAUUUAUGAGUGGUAAUGAUAACAGUGUUACAGCAGAUACAAAGAAGGAAUUUGUUAUGAAUAAAGUACAUCUGUUAUACAGAAAUGCAAACAGGUAAUGCAUUUUCCGCAGGCGCUGCACUAUUGAUCAAUGAAACCCUAACAUGGGAUCCCAUAGAUUGUCAUAAUAGUCUGGAUUGUAAAGAGAAGGUGGAUGAACUCCUCCUGAGCACCCUUCAUUCCAUUAAGUUCUAUAAGAAGGCGAAUCAAAAUCCGUUGCCAUGGUCCGAACAUAGUAGGGAGGAUGAAUUCCUCAUCUAACGAAAUUAAAAUUCUAAGGAAUGGAAGGAACCAAAAUUCGUCCCCCAUGGUUCUUGUCGGAGCACGGUAGGUAGGACGAAUUCCCUGGCAUCAGUAAGGGGUCAAAUCUAUCAUUGUUAGGCGGGUGAAACAAAAUCACUGUUACUUUGCUUUCGUCCCACUCAGGACCGAAAGGUAUCUUGAUUUGAUAUCGCUUGUCUACCUUUAGAUAGAAUGGACAAGUAUUUCAUCAUGGAUGCCCAAUUUUGUAAGGGUGAGUGCGGAAUUAAGUUGUCGUCAUGCCAUAAGUACCAUGCCUAGACCUCUACUAAAGGUUUUGACUCUAGGGGGGACUGGGUUUUUUUGUUGGAUAUGCAUAGGCUGUGAAGUAAGGAGAAGUUGUUGAAUCUUCCUUCUUCUUUUUUUUUUUUGUUCUUAUUUUUAUUUUUUAUUUUUUUGGCUAGAUAAAGUGUUAACUUGAUCAUGGGAGGGAGGCUAAAAAAUUUGGUAUCUCCUUUGUUUCCAAGAAAAAAUUAGUCCAUGAUUAAUUUAAUAACAAAUUAAAUGGUAAUUUCCUUUCCUCAUAGUAAAUUAAUGAGUGGUUAUACCUUCACCCACCUUUAUACCUACCUACCCUCUCCUUUAUACAACUACACCCACCUGGAGGGCCAAAUUAUAAUUUUAACCAUUCCACUUCCUUCUUAAUAUAAAUGGUAGGGAUUUGACUUUUUAAGUGAGUGGAUUUAUAAUUUCUUUAAUUUAAAUAAAUAAAGGAAAAGAUAUUUAAAAUCUUUCAGACAAAAAUUUAUCACAUCACAACCAUACUUAUUAGUUCUUACAACACUUAAUAUAUAGGAAAAAGAACCGUUAUUGAUCCGAUGGGUGGUAGUUGAUUAAAUAAAUUAUGAUUAUUUUUAUUUGUAAUUUUAUUAUUAUCAAUGAAAAAAAAAGGUGAGUCUCUGCGACUUGUUUGCCACUUAGAAUGGAGCAUGGAGCUUCACGUCCAAGGUGGGACCCAAGUCUCAAACUGGCAUGCGUACUUCGAACGUCAAAACUCAUAAUAUUCAAAACUAAAUUCCCUUGGUGGGUCUCAUUCAUUCCACAAAAAGUUCAGCCAUGGCUGUGUCUUCCACAAAGCCAAAUUCCCAGGCCAACAUCCAAGACACUCAACCACUCCCCAAGAAGCAGCGGACCAAAUCACCUGGAGUUCGAAUCAUUGGAGGCCGUAUCUAUGAUUCUCAAAAUGGCAAGACUUGUCACCAGUGUCGCCAAAAGACCAUGGAUUUUAUGGCACCAUGCAAGAACCAGGGGGAGAAGAAGCAAUGUAGCUUUCGUUUUUGUCAUAAAUGCCUCUUGAACAGAUAUGGAGAGAAAGCGGAGGAGGCGGUAGCGUUGGAUGAAUGGAAAUGUCCCAAGUGCAGAGGUAUUUGCAAUUGCAGCUUCUGCAUGAAGAAGCGAGGCCAUCGGCCAACUGGGAUUCUUGUCCACACUGCAAAGGCAACUGGGUUUUCUUCAGUCUCUGAAAUGCUGCAGUUUAAGGGCUCUGAAAAUUCAGGUUCUGAGAGGUCUGUGCCAGAUGAAGGCACCUCAUUGACAGCUUCAAGUGAGGAGCUUGUGGUGGCCUUAUCAGGAAGCAGAGAGAAAAAUGGUUCUGAUGGAAGAGAUGAUUCGAGAGUGCAGUCAAUGCCUUUGCAAAUGAAUGGCAGUGCAAAAGAAACUAGAAAUAGCAAGUCGAAAUCAAUAAGAAAAAAAGCUGACAAUAGUAUGUGUGAGCAUAAUGGGGAUGAUGGUGCAUCUACAGGGAAAAGUUGUCCUAAGAAACCUCGGAUUUCCAAGGAAGUAUCUAAGAAAGAAGGAAAGAUCCACAAAAGGGUCCAAUUUAAUAAAUCGAAUGCUGAUAUGCGUUUUCCCGACAAAACUUCUGCAGAGUCUAUUGAAAUAGAAGAUAAUGAGGCUACAGCACCUAGUUAUGCAAAUAUUGAUGGCCACAAAACCAAGCAUAAGCCAGUGAAAAAAUCAUACGGGUGUAAAAGGAAUACACUGGAAGUCCAAGGCAAAGAUUCUCAUGUUGAAAUCCUGCUGCCUCAGGGCACUCAACUGAGCAGUGUGGCUUCCAUUGACAUGUUGGCUGAGGAUGUUGGGCAUGCCUUGCAAUUCUUGGAAUUUUGUGAAGCUUUUGGACAGGUUCUUGAUCUAAAGAAAGGACAGCCUGAGUUGUUACUCAGAGAAUUGGUAUGUGGACAAAAUAAACUUCAAAGGCUGGCCCCUUCGGUUGUCCGGUUCCAUGUCCAACUGCUCUCAAUGAUACAGAAGAACUCAGAGAACAAUUAUCCUUCCUUAUAUCCCACAAGACGGGGAAAUUCAUGGUUGAAAGCUCUAAGUAGAUGCAUCUCUGAAUCCCGGUUUCCACCAAGGGAACUUCAGUUGGAUUGUGUUGACAUGGAUGGAGAUGGAUACAAUAAGUUAAACUCCUCCAAAAAGCUCAGACUCUUGAAUUUUCUAUGUGAUGAAGCUCUUGGCACAGUAGAAUUAAGGAAUUGGAUUGAUGUACAAAGCUCAAAUUUUAUUGAAAGAGAGAAGAAAGAAAAAGGAAAGUGCUCUGCAUUGGAGAAAAACAUGAAGAAGCGGCUGCAGGAUGAGAUGGCCAAAGCUCUUCUCAUGAAAAAUGGUGCUCCUCUUUCCAUUUCUGAAUAUGAUGAUCUUGUUUCAAAAAUAAAAACGGAAGUAGCCCAGACUUUUGCAGAAACUGUAGAAGCAACAGAUCCCAAGAAGAAACAACGCUCUGAUGCUGUUAGAUCAGAGCCGAUAUUUGUGGAUGGGAACGGUCGCAAGUUCUGGAGAUCGAGUUGCUGCUCUAGUGAUGUGGAUAUUCUGCUUCAAGAUGUUGGAAACAGUGAUCCAGCUACAUACGAAGAAAAAUGGUUUACCUAUCAUGUUGAACAGAAGGCAACAGUUGAGAGCUAUAUUUCAUCUUUAAGGAAGCUAAGAAAAUGAGAAGGAAAAUUGUCCCCCAUGCCUUUUUUUUUUUUUUUUUUUUGUUCUGGGCAACAGAACCCAUGACUUCUUGGAGGGCAUUUUGUCCAUUUAAUCAGAUGUUCAACUUUGCUGCCGGAUAUGCCAUCCUUGUAUGUCGUCUUCUUCUGCUAUCAAGGUCUAAAAGAUGAUACCACAACUUUUGAGUGAUGAUACAACUAUCUCCCUGUUGGCUCAACAAUACUGUUAUAAAAGUCGAUUUCUAAGUAGUACCGAAAGACCAGAGAUUACCAUCUAGAGGAUUCAUAGUUAACCAACUAUAGAAAAUUUAUGCAUGGCUUAGAGGCCUUUUUGAGGGCUACUGUAGUUUAUUAGUAGCUCUUUUAUUAGAAACGUUGUUUAAGAAAAUUGCUUAAUGUGUUUCUUGUAAUAUGCUUCAAUACAUGCAUGGAUCACAAUAAAGUUGUUACAAAGAAAUCAUGUUUUGCGUGA